UGGCGCAGCGCGCGCCCCCUCCCCGGCCCCCGCGCGGUGGGAACCGGCAGCCCCGUCUAGCGCUGACGUCAGACCGUCUGCCUGCCUCCGACCGCGGUCUCGGAGCGAAACCCGAUCUCCUUGGACUUGAAUGAGGAGGAGGCGGCGGCGGCGGAGGCGCUCGGCUGCGGGAAGCCAGCAGCAGAGGCUCAGCCCCGGCGGCAGCGCGCGCCCCGGCUGCCAGCCCAUUUCCCGGACGCCACCCGCGGGCACUGCCGACGCCCCCGGGGCUGCCGAGGGGCGGCCGGGGGGCGCAGGGGAGCGCGGCCCCGCGCACUGAGUCCCGCAGCGCCCCGGGAACUUGGCGGCGCCCCGAGCCCGGCGAGCCGGGGUGCGCCUUCCCCGCCGCGCGCCUCCUGCAUGCGGGGCCCCAGCGCCGGGCGCCGGCCGGAACCCCCCCCGGCCGCCCCCGUGCCCCCUGCGCCCCGCGCCGAGCCGCCGCGCCGUCCAUGCACCGCUUGAUGGGGGUCAACAGCACCGCCGCCCUCGCCGCCGGGCAGCCCAAUGUCUCCUGCACGUGCAACUGCAAACGCUCUUUGUUCCAGAGCAUGGAGAUCACAGAGCUGGAGUUCGUGGAGAUCACCAUCAUCGUGGUGGUGGUGAUGGUGAUGGUCGUGGUGAUCACAUGCUUGCUGAGCCACUACAAGCUGUCCGCGCGCUCCUUCAUCGGCCGCCACAGCCAGGGCCGGAGAAGAGAAGAUGCCCUCUCGUCGGAAGGAUGCCUCUGGCCCUCAGAGAGCACAGUGUCAGGCAACGGAAUCCCAGAGCCGCAGGUCUAUGCCCCUCCGAGGCCCACCGACCGUCUGGCCGUGCCCCCCUUCACGCAGCGGGACCGCUUCCACCGCUUCCAGCCCACGUACCCCUACCUGCAGCACGAGAUUGACCUGCCGCCCACCAUCUCGCUGUCGGACGGGGAGGAGCCCCCGCCGUACCAGGGCCCCUGCACCCUCCAGCUGCGGGACCCCGAGCAGCAGCUGGAGCUGAACCGGGAGUCGGUGCGCGCGCCCCCGAACAGAACCAUCUUCGACAGCGACCUGAUGGACAAUGCCAUGUUGGGCGGCCCCUGCCCCCCCAGCAGUAACUCGGGCAUCAGCGCCACAUGCUAUGGGGGCGGCGGGCGCAUGGAGGGGCCGCCCCCCACCUACAGCGAGGUCAUCGGGCACUACCCUGGGUCCCCCGCCUUCCAGCACCAGCAGAGCAGUGGGCCGCCCUCCUUGCUAGAGGGGACCCGGCUCCACCACGCGCACAUCGCCCCCCUGGAGAGCACAGCUGCCUGGAGCAAAGAGAAGGAGAAACAGAAAGGGCACCCUCUCUAGGAAUCCCGGGCUGGGGCAGCAGGAGGUAAAAGGUGAAACACUCCGCACCUCUUAAACGAGAAGACAGAGGAGGACUGGGCGGCACCCACAACGUUCGGCGCGUCACCAUCCUCUCCCCCUCUCUCUGUGUAUAAAUAUUUACAUGUUCUGUCUGGUCUGAAUGCACAAGCUAAGAAAGCUUGCA
Molecule: messenger RNA, 1539 nt
Organism: Lontra canadensis (Northern American river otter)
Lineage: Eukaryota; Metazoa; Chordata; Mammalia; Carnivora; Mustelidae
Gene: PMEPA1
Product: prostate transmembrane protein, androgen induced 1
Biological process (GO): negative regulation of transforming growth factor beta receptor signaling pathway
Cellular component (GO): early endosome membrane; Golgi membrane
Molecular function (GO): R-SMAD binding
Source: RefSeq, a predicted model, not a curated record